AUGGCUCGGUGCCUUGCUCUCCUGGGAUGGCUGCACGCCGCCCAAGCCCUGCAGCAGGCGCCGAUCACGCUCCUGAGCGGCUUCCUGGGUGCGGGCAAGACGACGCUCCUCGAACGCCUGUUAAAAAAUGACGACGGUCUGAGGAUCGGGUGCCUCGUGAACGACGUCGCGUCCCUGAAUAUUGACGGUGCCAUAGCCGAGACCGCGUCGAAUGACGAUGCCUUCGUGGUAACAAUGUCGAACGGCUGCGCGUGCUGCACGGCGCGCGACGGCCUCGUGGAGGGCGUGCGGCAAUUAAGAAGGGCGGCGGCCUUCGACCACAUCGUGGUCGAGGCGACGGGCGUGGCCGAGCCGGCGGCGAUGCGCGACGCGCUCGCGGGUUGCGGCGGGCUGGACACGCUCGUGACGGUGGUGGACGCGUCGGUCUUCGCGCAAGGGUUGUGGGCCACGGGCGCGCGCGUGCUGGAGAGGCGGGAUUUGGGUCUGGACGGCCUGGCCUCGGUGUACGACGUACUAAGCUCGGCGGGGUUGUGGCGCGGCGUCGCGGACCUGCUGGCGGAGCAGGUCGAGUGCGCGGACGUUGUGCUCCUCAACAAGGUCGACGCAGCGUCGGACGAGGACGUGGUUGUUGCUGAGAACAUUUGUAAAGCGUUGAACCCCGACGCUAUCAUUCACAAAGUGACGCGCUGCGACGUGCCGCUGGACGAGGUCCUCGGCGUCAUGCGCGGCGCCGGAAAGGCGGCCGACGUCGUCGCCGCGGCGCCCGCGGCAUUCUUCGCCCCGACGCUCGCGCGGCCGGCGCGCCUCGACGCCGCGACGCACGUCUACGAGCGCGGCCGGCCCUUCUCGCCGGCGCGCUUUGCCGAGGCGGUCGAGGCCGGGGCGCUCUCGGAGGCCUACCGCUCGAAGGGGUCGCUCUGGCUCGCGGCGGCCGCGGAGCGGGCCUACGCCUGGUCCCAGGCCGGCGGCGCGCGCGGCGCGUCGCCCGCGGGGCCGUGCGGCAUCUGGGCCGGCGCGCCGCGGACGCAGCUGGCCUUCGUCGGGGCGCCGGGCACGGACUUUGAAGCCAUCGACGCGGCGCUCGACGCGUGCCUGCUGGGCGACCGCGAGCUCGCCUUAUACGACAUGACGCCCGACGACGAGCAGCGCGGAUGGAACUUCCCCGUGCCCGAGUCGCUGUUAAGUGGAUAG
Messenger RNA from Pelagomonas calceolata, 1191 nucleotides. The record is from the annotation of a GenBank genome assembly. NCBI's taxonomy places the organism in Eukaryota, Pelagophyceae, Pelagomonadales, Pelagomonadaceae.